Molecule: messenger RNA, 3237 nt
Organism: Biomphalaria glabrata
Lineage: Eukaryota; Metazoa; Mollusca; Gastropoda; Planorbidae
Product: lanosterol 14-alpha demethylase-like
Exons: 11
Coding region: 233-1717 (494 amino acids)
Molecular function (GO): iron ion binding; heme binding; monooxygenase activity
Source: RefSeq, a predicted model, not a curated record
UUUCCUUUGUGUAAAUAGUCGCCGGUGACUCUCUAUUGGAUGUUUAAAUUUGGUUUCCAUUGUUAAAAGAUUUUAUUCUAGAGAUUUUCUAGAUGUAGAGUAGACUAGAUUUGAGUCUCUAAAGCGACUAAGGUCAUGAUUUUAUUUUUCAUCUAAGGAAUUUAGAUAAAAAAACAAAUAAGUAUCUAGAUCUAGACUCUAAAGAGUCCAGAUUAUAAAACUUAGACCAAAAAUGUUUGUUGAUUCUACAUUAGAACAGUUUCAAGAAACUCUAGGACUGGCGGACGUGAGUUCUGGCACAGUCGCUUUGGUAACAACGACGCUGCUCUUGAGUGCUGCUUUGGCCUACCGAAAACUCACCGAAGAAAAGGUAGAGGGUAAGAUACCUCCUGUGAUUCCAUCAACUAUACCCUUUUUAGGACAUGCAGUUAGCUUUGGAUCAAGUCCUAUUGAGUUUUUACUUGCUGCCUAUGAAAAGUAUGGGCCUGUGUUUAGUUUUACAAUGGUGGGAAAGACAUUCACAUACCUUGUUGGAUCAGAGGCAUCUGCUUUAAUGUUUAAUAGCAAAAAUGAGAACUUAAAUGCUGAAGAAGUUUACAGUCGACUGGUAACGCCAGUAUUUGGGAAAGGAGUUGCCUAUGAUAUUCCUAACUCGAUUUUUUUAGAGCAGAAAAAGAUGUUCAAAACUGGCUUAAACAUUGCCAGAUUUCGUGAACAUGUUCAUAUAAUUGAAAAUGAGACUAAAGAUUACUUCAAAAGAUGGGGCACUAAUGGGACAAAUGAUCUCUUUGUUGCAUUGUCAGAACUUAUUAUUCUCACUGCCAGCCACUGUCUACAUGGUCGAGAAAUCCGAGAACGUCUUGAUGAACAUAUUGCUCAAUUGUAUGCUGACUUAGAUGGUGGUUUUACUCACCUGGCUUGGUUGUUGCCAGGCUGGUUACCCUUUCCAAGUUUCAGAAAGCGAGACAAAGCUCAAAAAGAAAUGAAGCAAAUCUUCCAUGAAAUCAUUCAGAAAAGAAGAGCCAAUCCUAAUCCUGAUGAUGAUAUGUUGCAAACUCUUAUAGAUGCCAAAUACAAGAGUGGGCGCUCAUUAUCUGAUGAAGAAAUCUCUGGUAUGCUUAUUGGGUUGCUGCUUGCUGGCCAGCAUACUUCAUCUACCACCAGUACAUGGAUGGGAUUUUUCUUGGCUAAAGACAAAGAACUUCAAAAAAGAGUGUAUGAAGAGCAGCUAAGAGUUUGUGGUGAAGGUUUAGCUCCAGUUGACUAUGAUCAGUUGAAAGAUAUGCAAUUACUUGAUCGUUGCCUCAAGGAGACUUUACGUUUGCGUCCACCCAUUAUGACUAUGAUGAGAAUGUGUAAAACUCCUCAGAAUAUACUUGGCUACACUAUUCCACCUGGUCAUCAAGUUUGUGUUUCACCUACAACAAAUCAUCGCCUUCCAGACACUUGGAAAGACUUUGACAAGUUUUUACCUGACAGGUUUAUUGACCCUGAAGUAGCCAACAGUGAAAAGUUUGCUUACAUCCCAUUCGGUGCUGGCAGACACAGAUGUAUUGGGGAGUCCUUUGCAUAUGUGCAAAUAAAAACCAUAUUUUCCUACUUGAUUAGGAAGUAUGAAUUUGAUCUAGUAGAUGAUUAUUUCCCCGAAGUCAAUGUCUCCACUAUGAUUCACACACCUUCAAAGCCAUUGAUCCGAUAUCAACUCAGAAAACCAUAGUUGUCAACAAGUGUCAUAUAUUUCUUUAUUUCCACAAUUUCUUAUAAUCUUGCAUAUAAAUAAAAUGAUGGUAGUUUAAUAAUACAGGCCAUAGUAUUGUAUUAUAGUUCAUUUUUGUGGUUAACAUUUUAUAAAUAUAUUGCUUAAUCUAUAUAACUAAGUCAAGUAGAAUUUUUUUUUAAUUCUGCUGAAUAGCCACACAUUUUGAUAAUUUUUUUUAUUUAAAGAAAUCUAUUUGUUGAGUACUAGCAACAGGCUAUUGAUGAAAUGUCUUUAAUGGAUAAAUAGUUUUUAUUGUUUUGUUACUAGACUAGUCAAAUGAAGAGAAGUUACAUUGUUUUAUAAACUUAGAAAAAAACAUACAUACAUUGACUAGUCUGUUUCUUGUUAGAAAAAAACAUACAUACAUUGACUAGUCUGUUUCUUGACUAUUACAUGGUUGUCUCCAUUCUUCGUUAAAAGUAAUGGCAUAUGUAUACGAUUAAAAUUAUUAUAUUUUGUAUCAAACAAGUUUGCCUGUUUCUUUAGUAAGUUAAUAAUUGAUGAGAGUUUUGAUAUUAAACAUUAAGUUUUAAUGACAAGCAAUCAAUCAAUAGAGAUGGAAGUCCCCUUAAUUAAUUUAUCUAAAACUUUUAAUAAAUAUUUCCAAACCCUUAAUCCCCUCAUCCCAACUUUUGACAAUUAUUCCUAAAUCAGGACUUAUUUGAAGAAACUUGUUCAGUUUUUCUCAACCCAGAGUCUAAGUCAUAUUUAAGUGAUAUCUUUUUGGUGUGUGUCCUACUUAUAUGUAUUUAUAUAUCAUUUUAAGAUAAAAAUAAAUGAAUGCUAAUAGGUGAAGGUAUAGUUUACCUUUUCCUGAAUUCAGGAUAAACUACUGGCCACCCUCCCUUGCCUCAAUUUAUCUUACAUUGAGAUAAAAGCUAGCUAUGAUAGGGUCACAUGGUACAUAAUCUUUUUUCAUGUACUUCAGGAUAAACUACUGGCCACCCUCCCUUGCCUCAAGUUAUCUUACAUUGAGAUCAAAGCUAGUUAGGAUAGGGUCACAUAGUACAUAUCUUUUUUCAUGAACAGUAGGUAAGAUAGGUCAUUUAAUGUAGCAGACUGUCAGGUGAUGAGAGCUCUUAACUUGUAAGCAUAGCGCACAAAUCAGUAUUUAAAGUAUUCUGAAUAUAUCUUCAAUAAAUCAUUUUACAUUUACUUUCCAUUAAAGAUGUGCAUGGCUAGUGUUUAAAUGUUAUUUUUGUUUUGAAAUUGAAGAAAUGCUUUUUGCCAUUUUUUUUAAAACUCUACAACUUUUUUUGUGUGUGUGUAAGAAAGUUAUUUGUACUAAACUGUUUUUUUUUUUAUAAUUAUUCUGUUAUUUCAUACGUUAAGGGUAAGAACUAACAUAGGGGUACUUUUUUAUUUGUAGCAGCAGUGAUCUCUUUGUAUAAAAAAAAAAUCAUGGAAAGUUGUGUAACCAUCUUCUAAAAGUUUUUUUUUUUUUUUUGCUGAUGUGUGUAAUAAAUUCAACAACGUGA